Molecule: messenger RNA, 2094 nt
Organism: Cinclus cinclus
Lineage: Eukaryota; Metazoa; Chordata; Aves; Passeriformes; Cinclidae
Gene: SOWAHB
Product: sosondowah ankyrin repeat domain family member B
Exons: 1
Coding region: 1-2094 (697 amino acids)
Molecular function (GO): protein binding
Source: RefSeq, a predicted model, not a curated record
AUGGCGCGGGAGCUGAGCCAGGAGGCUGUGCUGGACUUCCUCUGGGCGGCCGGGGGGCGAGCCCCCAACACGGCGCUGCUCCGCCACUUCCAGCGGUUCCUCCGCGACCCGGCGCUGACGGAGCAGCAGCGGCGGGAGCGCCGCGAGUACUUCAAGAGCCUCGUCAACUCCCUGGCCACCGUCCACCCCGCCGCCGCCCCCGGCGCCUCCAAGGACAUCGUCCUCCGCCGCAGGUACCGCGACCUCCUCGAUGAGGAGCUGCCGCCGCCGGAGGAACAGCGGGAGCAGGAGGAGGAAAAGAAGGAGCCGCAGCCGCCGCCCCGACGCGACCCCGACGGGCGGCGCGGCCCCCGCGGGGAGGCGGCGGAGCAGGGGCGGCCCGGCGGGGCGGGGGGCUGCUCUGCCCGGGGCCGCGGCGGGCCGUGCUGCGAGUGCCGCCGGGCGCGCCGCGCUGCCGCCGCCGCCCUCCCCGCGCCCGGUCCCGGGACCGCGGCCGCCCCCCGGCCGCCCCGCUGCCGCUUCCCGCCGCCUCCGCCGCAGCCGCCCCCGUACCGGACUCAGCCGCUGUCCGCGGGCCCCUGGGCUUUUCGCCCCGGCGGCACAGCGCUCCCCCGGCCCCCGGCGCUGCCGUCGGGUCCCGGGGCUCUGUCCCCCGCUGUGACGCCCCGGUCCCUGUCCCCGCCGCCGCCUGCCCCCGGGCUGUCCUCUGCCGCAGCGUCCCGCUCCCGGACGCCACCGCUGCCACCGGGCCCGGAGAUGCCGCCUCCCUACAGGUUGCCGCAGCCCGCGACCGGGAUGCCCUUGCUCAAGGCCCCACGGUCCUCAGCAAGCCCGGGGGGGCGACCCCCCGCCGGACCCAUCCAGUCCCCGCCGCUGCCAUCGGGCCCCAGGGUGUUGUCCCCCCGCCACCUGCCCCCAUCCCGAUCUUUGCCGUUGCUGUCCGUCCCGGAGGUGCUACCCUUGUCCCGGUCCCUGCAGGCACUCCCUGCCAGCCCCUCCUCAUCGCCACUGCUUUUAUCAGGCCCCGAGGUGCUCGCUUCCACCAGGCUGCUCCCGUCGCAGUCCAGGUCCUUUCAGCAGCUCCCCACCAGGCCAUCCCCAGACUUGCCGAGGGGAUCCAGGGGGCUGGUCCCCAAGGAGCCAACCCAGCCUCAAGUCCUGCGACUGUACCCAUCUCAAAGCCUGACACUGGCGGCAAGUCCUGGGAUCCUGCCCCAUACCAAGUCACCCCCACCCCAAUCCCUGCCACAGUCUGCCACUCUCCCAUGCCCAUCCCGCUCCCCGCGGCCGCACCUCGCCAGGUCACCCCCAUCCCAGUCCUUGCUGCCACCACAGGGCCCCGCAGCGCCCCAAGCCCCAGAGAGCCAGCCCCCAGCCCCGCUGCCUGUUUUUCGGAGCAUCAGGCGCCAGCUUGCUUUGUCGGAGGCGCAGGGCACCCCUCCCUCGCUGCACGAUGACUGCGGGUGGCAGCCCCGCUCCCUGCUCUCCAAGAGCUCCCCCAGGAACACCGCAAGCCGGGGGCCCCUGGUGCCGCUGGGGCAGCGGGAGCACGCCUGGCUGGUGGCAAUGUCAGCGGGCUGCUGGGCUCAGGUGCGAGGACUCUUUCUGGAAGAGCCUGAACUGGCCCUGCAGAGGGACUUCAUCUCAGGCUUCACGGUCCUUCACUGGCUGGCCAAGCACGGCGACGGGCCGGGCCUGCAGGAGCUGGCAGCGGCGGCGCGGCAGGCCGGGCUGGCCCUGGAUGUGGACGCCCGCUCGGGCUGCGGGUACACGCCGCUGCACCUGGCUGCCAUACACGGCCACCAGCUUGUCAUCAAGGUGCUGGUGCUGCAGCUGGGCUGCCAGGUGCAGGUGCGGGACGGCAGCGGGCGCCGGCCGUGGGAGUACCUAGGCAGCUCCACCUCGGGGGAGAUCUGGCAGCUCCUGGAGGCACCCCGUGGCACAAUCAUGUUCCCCACACAGCCCCUGGCCCGCAGCAUAUCCUCUGUCAGCAAGGGCUCGCCGUCCACCGGCAGGGCAGCUCUGCCUGCCUGCCUCAGGGUGCAGCUCGGCCGUGGGACAGUGUCCCACCAAUCUGGCAGUGACAGUGACUGA